CGCUUCAGUAAACAAGAGGAGAAUAUUUUCGAGGAGAAGCUGACUCUCUUCAUCUCGUGGGGCACGUGCUGACGAUUCUGAGGGGAGUGAGAAGCCUAGCCAAUCGAGAAUAGUUUCAGCUGAAAUUAAUAUUCUUCCUUCUUUCUCUCGUUGAGCCGCCCUCAGGACUGGAGAACGCGAGUGGAACUUGGGCUCCUGUGACGUUCUUGGAAGUGGAGACACUACGUGGGUUUGGAGGGGUUUGAGCUGAACUCGACGAUAGCAGAGACGUUCGCAACUCGAGAUGUCGAUAAUGGAGUCCAGACUCAGUGAAACCUCGGACAGCGAGACCGACGACCGUCCCAGCUUCGGAGGUCCCGCAUCCCUCAAGAGGCCCUACGACUACCUCUCCACCCCUGAUGACGACCUCACCCCCAGUUUCGACAACCCCCAAGACUUCUCAAAACGCCGAAAAUUCGAGGACCCCCCCUCGAACCCCCCCACCGACCCCGAGGAUGACUCACCCCCCGAGGAUUUCCCCCGUUCCACGAAAAAGUCCACCAACCCCGGCCUCCGGAUGAUGGAGAACAUGGGCUACAACAAGGGCCAGGGUCUCGGUAAGAAAAAAGACGGCAUAAGAGAGCCCAUCCAAGCCUUCCGGCAGAAGGGCCGACGGGGUCUGGGUCACGACAACAAGCCACUGGCCCAAGCCGUUCAGAAGUGGAACCCCUCGGACGAAAUCGUCAAGGUCAAGGAGGAGAUGGCCUGGAUAGUGAACGACGAGGAGCCCCCCACCUCCGACGACCUGAAGGACUGGCUGCUGCGCGGGCCUCGCAAGGAGACCAUCGACGACGAGACCCUCUUCUGCGAGCCCCAAAUCCUCCACGAGGUGAUCAACUCAAAGAGCAUCUUCGACGGCCUCCCCAAGCAGGAAAUGCAGAAGGCGAGGACUCGCUCCAAUCCCUACGAAACGAUCAGAGGCGCCUUCUUCCUGAAUCGAGCAGCUGUCAAGAUGGCCAACAUCGACAAGGCCUGCGACUUCAUGUUCACACAGCCGAAGGGAUCGAGCACCAACGAUAUCCUGUACUUCGCUGACGUCUGCGCGGGUCCUGGGGGCUUCAGCGAGUACAUCCUGUGGAGGAGAAAGUGGCACGCCAAGGGCUUCGGCUUCACCCUGAGGGACUCGAACGACUUCAAAUUGGACGACUUUUAUGCUGGAUCACCGGAGACCUUUCACCCCUUCUACGGCCCCAAGGACGACGGCAAUGUCUAUGACCCUGAGAAUCAGCUGGCCUUCCAGCGGCUCAUCAUGGAGCACACGAAGGGCGUCGGGGUCCACUUCAUGAUGGCUGAUGGUGGCUUCUCGGUCGAGGGGAAGGAGAACAUUCAGGAGAUUCUGUCGAAGCAGCUGUACCUCUGCCAGUGCCUGGUGGCACUCAUGAUCGUCCGGGAGGGCGGCCACUUCGUCACCAAGCUGUUUGAUCUGUUCACGCCGUUCAGUGUGGGACUGGUGUACUUGUUGUACAGGUGCUUCGAGAAGGUCUCCGUCUUCAAGCCCAAUACUUCGAGACCUGCCAACUCUGAGAGGUACUUAAUCUGCGAAAAGAAGAAGGCCGGAGUUGAGGACGUGAUCAGCUACCUGUCAGAGGCGAAUGAAAUUCUCCUGAGGGACGACCCGAAAGACGAUGUGACGGAGCUGGUGCCUCUGGAGCUGCUCCAGGACGCUGACAGAUUCCACAAGUACAUCUGCAGCUCCAAUAAUACUCUUGGGAGGAAGCAAGUGGUGGGUCUCCUGAAGAUCGCUGCGUACUGCGAGGACCCGCAUCUUUUCGAGACGAAGCAGGCCCAGAUGAGGAAGGAGUGCCUGGAGCACUGGAACCUUCCAGAUCAGAGCAGAAUAGUCCCGAAGCUCUCGAAGCCAGAGGACAAACUCCGGCUGAUCGUGAGGGCUUCUGUGCUGAAGCACCUGAGGGAUCCACCGACUGUUCUCACAGCUGAUAACGUGAAGAGCAGCAUUCUGAGCCAGCCUUGUGACUGGUAUGCUGUGCUGUGUGGGGCUGGGGGCGCUGGGACGAGGGAGGACAAGGGGAUGACUUUCUACUUGGGAAUGGGGAGGACCAAUGUCUACAGGCUGGUCAAAGACACCUGGGAGUGGGCCUCCAAUAUUGAACUGCCUCCUGACACUUUUGUUUAUGCUGAGGUCGUCGAGGAGAUGAGGGGACAGUCCAAAAACAUCAGGAGGACUGAAGCACUGCACAUCAUUGAUGCUUACUUGUUGGGGGGAGAGGACGUCAGUCAGAAAUCACUUCCAGAAAGGUACGCCCUCAUCAACAAAUUCUGUCAAGCCCUCUGGAAGCCUGAGAACUCCAGCUACCACGCAGUUCGUGCCAAAGAAUUAUACCCCCUGGAUCGAGAUUUACCCCUGAAACUCCAGGUGCAACCCUGUGUAUUAAAAAAUAACAGGAAAACGUUUGCACAUUAUCCAGACGAAUCCCCCUACCCGGGAAGGACGAGGAGCGACAGUCAGCCACUCUUCUUCGUACCAAAUACUGUGAUGUUCCUGAAGACGACGAGUGCACCUUGGUGGAGGGUAAUCAGCAAAAGCACUGGUUAUCACUAUUAUUUCAACCCUAAAACGAAUGAGGGACUCUACGACAAUCAAAGACCAGUCUCGGCGUGUGCCAGCUUCCUAGAGACUUUUGCCACUCGACUGCAGUGGCACUGGCUGGAGGAUCAAUCUCUUUCGAUUGAAUACUUGUACGAUAACGUGAAGCAGAGAUGCCCAGUUUUUCCACCGAAGAACUGAUGAUAAUGUUUCAUCUAAAUCUAGGAAAAAUCAAUUCAAUGACGUUUGCUGUUAAUAUUGACACUGAGAGACGUCUGGUUGAACUAAAAUUUCUAGAUCAGCAAAAUCAGACAAAAACAAGAAUAUUCCUUGUUGAACUUUCGUUACGUGUGAACAAAUUAGUGGGAAAACCUAGUUCUUUCUUCAAGAAAUUCUGUGGAAUUUGUAUUGAAGUUCUGUUGUAAUUAGAUACUGGAAGGCAGUAUACAAUACUAAUUAAUUGGUCAAAUGACAAUUUGACAAUUAAUUAACAGAAUAGACUAGAUAUUGAUAGAAUUUUCUAAUGAAGAAUUCCUCAGGGAAAACUUCAAGUUUUCCUAUUAAUUUUCUUUGUAUGUAUCUGACAAAAUCGCAAGCAUUACCAGUUUUCCUGCAGCUGGUAUCGACUGACUCCUCGCUUGUUAUUCUCCCCCAGAUGUAUAUAUUAUACCAUCGUUUUGUGGGACAGAAAAGAAUAUAUUUGUAAUAUAAAUCCAAGCACUUAUAUUUACAUAAUAAAGAUCGUUUUAUCAAUUCA
Molecule: messenger RNA, 3341 nt
Organism: Diachasma alloeum
Lineage: Eukaryota; Metazoa; Arthropoda; Insecta; Hymenoptera; Braconidae
Gene: Cmtr1
Product: cap-specific mRNA (nucleoside-2'-O-)-methyltransferase 1
Exons: 5
Coding region: 284-2785 (833 amino acids)
Biological process (GO): 7-methylguanosine mRNA capping
Cellular component (GO): nucleus; cytoplasm
Molecular function (GO): nucleic acid binding; methyltransferase cap1 activity
Source: RefSeq, a predicted model, not a curated record